Messenger RNA from Nicotiana tabacum (common tobacco), 705 nucleotides. Its product is annotated as kirola-like. Lineage: Eukaryota; Viridiplantae; Streptophyta; Magnoliopsida; Solanales; Solanaceae. The record is from RefSeq and is a predicted model, not a curated record. Gene Ontology annotation, biological process: defense response.
UUAUUUCAUGACCUUUAUCAAACUAAACCUCAUCAUGUAUCCAACAUAAGCCCCAAUAAGGUCACGGGUUUUAAUCUUGAUGAAGGUGGGAUUGGAGAGGUUGGUUCUGUAACUACCUGGAAAUAUAAGGAGGAUGAAAAUGUGAAGAUUGCUAAGUGUGUCAUUGAAGCCAUUGAUGAUGAAAAGAAAUCAAGCACUUGGAAAGUGAUAGGAGGAGACCUCCUAGAAGUAUAUAACGCUUUCAUUGUUAACAUAUCCUGCGAUCAACACUGGAUUACAUGGACACUUGAGUACGAGAAGAGGACUGAAGACACUUCAGAGCCUAUAUCUUUCUUGAGAUUUUACAUUUAUUUGACCAAAGAUAUUGAGGCUCACCAUGUCGAGAAAUAGAAGAACUCAUUCCUUUUGAUAUGGCUGAUCAUAUAUAAUAUGUGUGUGUUUGUGCAUCAGCGUUGGACAAUAUUGGCUCGUACCUGAAUGUGAAAUAAAUAAUAAUGAUGUGUUGAAAAAUAAUAAUGUCCAAUUGUCAAUAUAUAAAAGAUGUUAAUUAAUACUAUUUGUUUGUUGAGUGUGCUGUGUAUGAGUAUUGGACUAUAUUGGCUAGUCCUGAGAUUAUGCUAAAUUUCUGAGAUUUGGUUGAGGUUAUUUGAUGAGUGAAUUGAGAUUGCCCAAUAAAGUUAUUAUACGUAGAAAGAAAUAAUUUAA